Molecule: messenger RNA, 630 nt
Organism: Cyclocybe aegerita
Lineage: Eukaryota; Fungi; Basidiomycota; Agaricomycetes; Agaricales; Hemipholiotaceae
Source: the annotation of a GenBank genome assembly
AUGGACCCGUCCGCCAUCCCCUCCCUCUCCGCAGGCGAAGUCGGCUCCCGUUUCGUCUCCCAGGACGAGAUCGACACAGCAAAGGCACGCAGGGAAGAGCAGUGGAGAGCCGCAUACGCUCGCCUCGGCCAGGAGCCACCCCCUUUGCAGCAGGAGGACCACUACGACGGACGCUCUCUGGCUGAAAAACUUGCUGCGAACAAGAUAGCCAAGCAGGAGGAAUGGGAGGAGAAGAAUAAGCUAGCGAAUCAAUUUCGCGCUCUCGAGGAGGAUGAAAUCAUGUUUCUGGACUCUAUAAGAGAGCGACAAGAAGAGGAGGAACGUCGCCGAAAGGAACAGGACGGGGAAGAGCUCAAAAACUUCAAGGAGGCAGUUGCUGCACGAACAAGUGCCGUCAACAAUCCGCCACCAUUAAGCACCGCGGCUACGGUUGCGGCCAAACCCAAACCACCGCUGGGGAAGAAGGACACCAAGAAGACUCUCAAGGGUGUCAUUGUGAAGAAGAAACCAGCCAAACCCGCCGUAUCUAACUCUCGACUGGAAUCGAAAGAAAAGACCGGUAAGGAAGAGAAGGAAGAAAAGGACGACGCAUCGCCAGACGCGAAAAGGAGAAAGAUAGACAAACCAUGA